AUGUAUACCGUGCCCUAUCCCGUUCAAGUUCAAACGGUUUCUCCUUUGGUCAUCAAAACUUUCGUCUCUGUGAGACGAAUGUCAGUCCAUUCCAAAUUGUAUCAUUUCUACUUAUUCUGUGAAUGUUGGACAGACG
Messenger RNA from Paraglomus occultum, 136 nucleotides. NCBI's taxonomy places the organism in Eukaryota, Fungi, Glomeromycota, Glomeromycetes, Paraglomerales, Paraglomeraceae. The record is from the annotation of a GenBank genome assembly.